AUGAAUCCAUUCCGCCUAGCUGCGCGACAUUUGAAAUACAUCCAUCGAAGACCAAUCACCAUGGCCAUCAAAGUCCCAGGCGACAUCGAAGUCAACACGAUCCCAGGCCUAAGCCUGCAGGACCUCGCCUCAUUCCCAGCUUACAAAACCUGGGUGACCACACUACAACACUCCCUAUCGCGACAAAAGAACCCCACCCACGAAUUCCAUCAAGACCCCUAUGUCCUUCGCAGAAUCGACAUCCAAGCGGUGGACCGAUUUGGGGGCGCGCGGCUCGGCUUCGUCAAGCUAAAAGCCGAGGUGUCAAAUAGCCGGGGCGAGACCCUCCCCGGAAGUGUUUUCCUUCGUGGAGGCAGUGUAGCCAUGCUGCUUGUCCUGCAACCGGAUGAUAUUGCCAACCCGACAGAUAAUGAUAAGCGCGCUAUCCUCACUAUUCAGCCCCGCAUCCCCGCGGGCUCGUUGGCUUUCCCCGAAAUCCCCGCGGGCAUGCUGGAUGAUAGUGGGACUUUUGCGGGUGGUGCGGCCAAGGAAAUCCAGGAGGAAACGGGGUUACUGGUUGAGCAGGGUGAUUUGAUUGAUAUGACUGCUUUGGCGGCCCGGGUGAAUGAUGGCUCUGCUGAUGGGGAGUCGUUGCAGAACGCUGUUUAUCCCUCUGCUGGUGGGAGUGAUGAGUUUAUUCCAUUGUUCCUGUGUCAGAAGACCAUGCCGCGGAAGGAGAUUGACGAAUUACAGGGUAAAUUGACUGGGCUCCGUGAUGAAGGAGAAAAGAUCACGCUUAAGAUUGUUCCCCUGGGAGAUUUAUGGAAGGCCGGAGUCAGAGAUGGGAAGACUCUAGCUGCCUGGGGACUGUACCAAGGCUUGAAGAAGGAGGGCCUGAUCUGA
Messenger RNA from Penicillium olsonii, 882 nucleotides. NCBI's taxonomy places the organism in Eukaryota, Fungi, Ascomycota, Eurotiomycetes, Eurotiales, Aspergillaceae. The record is from the annotation of a GenBank genome assembly.